CAAUGAUGUGUUUAUCCAUAAUUGAUCCUUAAAAAACAAAGAAAAUUAACCAACAUGGCAAUGGAAUCCUCUCUUAUUAAUCUUAGAUUCAGCAUCCACGGCCCAGAUCACACCCAGACAAGACAAGCUGAAAUUUACCCACACGCAAACGCCCAACAAUCAUACAAUUUCAAGAAAGCAAACACAGCCCACAUAUCCAUUCACAUCAUCAUUCAUUUCUGCUUGAUUUGGAAAGUCAGCAUUGGGUGGGAGAAUAUUUCUGUAGUUCACCGCUCUCCCAGAGUCCUGAACUCCUGAUACCGGAUUGUCUGUUAAUGGUUACUGUUCAUCUUACAGUUUCUCGUCUUCAUGUUUUUGUGUGCAAAAUGUACUCGCUCAGCCGCCAGACAUACAUAUUCCGAUCUAAAAGUGAUAACCUUAAACUGCUGUAGUGCUUAAGAGGUAGCAAUCAUGGGAUUCUGGGAACAAUCGUUGUUACUCCAAUGAGCUCGGAACUGUUUCUCCGCUGAUCUUUUAUAGUUUCUCAUCUGUUUAUAAACAAUUGAACAUGGCCCCUGCAUUAUUUAAGAAAAAAUCUAGUGAAGCACGUCCCAAUGACAUGGAAACCUCUGGAGCUUUGCCUAGAUCGUUGCGUACCUUGCCCUCUCCUUCAGAAGAAAAGUUCCCAAAGCUGCCCGAUUCACCUCAGGUUACUUUAGCUCAGGAACUGACUACUAAUGUAAUUUCCUCUUGUCCUAGUACACUAUCAUCUAACAACAAAACCAUUGGGCAUUUGUUCUCUUCUGCUUCUGAUCACCCUGGAAAUCUUCGUGGUUCUUUGAUGUCGCCUGAUAUAAAUCGACCAAGAAAAUUGCCUUUCAUUCCUAAGCCACUCAAUGAUGGAGUUUCUUUCUCAUCAAGCCAGCUAUCUCCUUCAGUUACUCCAGCUAGAAAAUUGGAUGGCUAUGCUGCAGAGGAUAACGAUGUCUCCUGGAAUACAGAUGGAACUGAGAAUUUUCCUGAUAUUCCCUUGAAUAUCCAUUCCCAGAAUAGUGAAGAUACCUGUACAGGUCUGACGGCAUCAGAAGAUCAUUUUAAGAGAACUGAUUGGCAGGACUGGGCAGAUCAGUUAAUCACAGUUGAUGAUGCUCUUGAUUCAAAUUUGAGUGAUCUCCUUGUCGAUGUCAAUGUUCCGGAGCUGGAUGCCAAGCUGCUGGAGUUGCCACCUGAAGUCUCAUCGUCCCAGCCACAAAUUCAUCAGCAUCAGCAUACUCCUGUGUCAAGUGCACAAAGCUGUCCUCUAGUUAGCUCUCCCUGUGCUUCACCCACAAUCAAAACACGUAUGCGUUGGACACCAGAACUUCAUGAAGCUUUUGUGGAUGCUGUGAAUAAGCUUGGUGGUAGUGAGCGUGCUACACCAAAAGGUGUCUUGAAGCUCAUGAAUGUUGAAGGCUUGACUAUCUAUCAUGUAAAGAGCCAUUUGCAGAAAUAUAGAACUGCGAGGUACAAGCCGGAGUCGUCAGAAGGAACCUCAGAGAAGAAGUCUAAAACUGUGUCUGAGAUUACAUCCCUGGACUUGAAGACACUUUUUGACGACAGGAAGAUGGAUAUAACCGAAGCACUCAGAUUGCAGAUGGAAGUCCAAAAGCAGCUCCAUGAACAACUUGAGAUUCAAAGAAACCUGCAGUUGCGGAUCGAAGAACAAGGGAAGCACCUCCAGAUAAUGUUUGAGCAGCAGAGGAAGAUGGAGGAAGAAAAGCUAAAAGCCUCAUCGGCCAACGUAGACGAGCCUUCUCAACCGCCAACCAUCGAAAAGCAGCCUUCUGUCAGUAACGUUAAAGCAGAGUCGUCAGAGCAUGAUCACGCCAGCACUCACGAAAUUCCAAACAAGGAAGAAAUGUCGUGUGAAACGACAGCCCUUGAGGAGCAUGAGUUGGACGAUAGUGAAUCCAGUCCACCGUCCAAACGAGCCAGGGCCGACGAAACAGGGAGCUCUUCGACAACUCUUGUAACAUGACAUUUUCAGAUAUUGUGAUGGACGGAAUAUUUUCUUGUCUAGAAGCGGAAUCUAUUGCCAUUUGUAUAUGUAAAAUAUCGAACCCUUCUCUGUUUUUCGUUGUAUUCGCACUCUCCGGUUGAUGUUUGAACGAUCGUUCAUUCAGAAAUUGGCUAUUGAAAAGGAUUCCCGGACAGAAUGUCAAAUGUAUGUGGGGAUAGUAGUUCAGGAAAACCUUUUGUACGAGGUUGUAAGCUUUUUAAAACAUUUAUGAUUUUUCAGAGUUCAUAAGA
Messenger RNA from Sesamum indicum (sesame), 2268 nucleotides. RefSeq names its product protein PHR1-LIKE 1. The record is from RefSeq and is a predicted model, not a curated record. Gene Ontology annotation, molecular function: DNA-binding transcription factor activity; DNA binding. NCBI's taxonomy places the organism in Eukaryota, Viridiplantae, Streptophyta, Magnoliopsida, Lamiales, Pedaliaceae.